Molecule: messenger RNA, 1584 nt
Organism: Macrosiphum euphorbiae (potato aphid)
Lineage: Eukaryota; Metazoa; Arthropoda; Insecta; Hemiptera; Aphididae
Source: the annotation of a GenBank genome assembly
AUGGACAAAAUAUUGUACGUCGUCUCGGCGACGCAUUUGAUUCUCUGCCCGUUCACCAAAGUCGAAGAGAGUUUCAACAUGCAAGCAAUGCACGACAUUUUGUACUAUAAGACUAAUUUAUCUCAGUAUGAUCAUUUAGAAUUUCCUGGUGUUGUACCAAGAACAUUUUUGGGUCCACUGUUCAUAUCAAUGUUGUCAUUUCCAUUUGCCUCUGUUCUUCAUUAUCUUCAGUUCAACAAAAUGAUUAGCCAAUUAUUAGUUCGUGCAGUAUUAAGUAUUGUAGUAGUUACAAGUAUCAAAUACUUUGUAAAAAGUAUUGCAAAGGUAUUUGGUAAUGGAGUUGGAAACUGGUUUAUAAUUUUAACAGCGUCACAGUAUCAUUUAAUGUUUUAUUCAAGUCGUCCACUCCCUAAUAUCAUGGCAUUUCCUUUAGUAAUGGUAGCACUGAGUUCUUGGAUUAGAGGAAAACAUACCUUAUUAAUAUGGAGUUCGGCAAUUGCUGUUUUAAUAUUCCGUUCAGAAUUGGUUAUUUAUUUAGGUAUUAUUAUACUGAUGGAGUUGUUAUAUAAGCGUCUUAAACUAUUCCGGGGACUAAAAAUUGGAUUUUUGGCGGCAACAACUGUUUUGAGUGCAAGUAUUAUAAUUGACUCUAUAUUUUGGGGUCGUCCACUAUGGCCUGAAGGAGAAGUAUUGUGGUUUAAUACAGUACUCAAUAGAAGCAGUGAAUGGGGUACUACACCAUUUUUAUGGUACUUUUAUUCAGCAAUACCGCGGGGCGUUGCAUUUUCUAUAUUGUUAAUACCCUUUGGUGUGAUAAACGAUGUUCGAGUAACGAGACUUAUAAUUCCAACAUUGAUGUUUGUAUUGAUUUAUUCAAUACUGCCACACAAAGAACUUCGAUUUAUUAUUUAUGUAUUUCCAGUUUUAAACGUAUCUGCUGCUACCUGUUGCAAUAGAGUAUGGCGAACUAGGUUUAGACCAAAAGGAUUCAAGAAUCUAAUUGCUCUUGUAUUCUGUGUUUGUCAUAUUAUUGCAAAUUUGGCUUUUACAGUAAUUCUAUUGAGUGCUGCAAUUAAAAAUUAUCCAGGAGGCCAUGCAAUGACAGUAUUGCAUACAUUUGAAUACAAUCAUCUAGAUGCUAAUUAUAGUAUACACAUUGACAAUCUUGCUGCACAAACUGGAGUAACUCGAUUUACACAACUCAGUGAUCAUUGGAUGUAUAGUAAAAAAGAAAAUCUGAAACCAGGAUGUGAAGAGCUUAUGUCGUUUACACAUUUAAUUGUUGGAUCGAGUAGCCGAGAUAAUGAAGAAAUGCUUCAUUACCGAAAUACUCAUGGUGUCAUGUCUACUGUACCAGGAUUUUCACAUAUUUCAUUUAAUUAUAAUACUUUUCCACCGCUCAAAAUAAAAACUAAAACACAAAUAUUUUUGUUGAAAAAAAAAAAUAUUAAAUCAGGUGUUAAGCAAAAUAUAAAGAAAAUUGUUGAAGAAUUCAAAAACGAACAAGAUUCUGAGAAAAAGAUUGAUUUAAACUUAGAUUUGUUAGACAAAAGUACUAAAAGAAAUAAAAUAAGCAAAAAAUAA